AUUUAGGAAAAAGUCAUCAAAGUCAUGAGUAUGGAGUGUAAAUCGUUGGAUUUGAAAUUCUCACGAGUAGCUCAGUGUAAGCUAAAAGCUUUAAGACCCGAUGUCACUGAGGUGACGAUGGAAGCCAUUUUGUUACAAAAGUCAAAACCAUUAGAUAAUAUAACGAUUUGGACCACAGUGCGCAGGCGUGGCGUUCAGGUUGGCAAGCCGUUGCUAGAAUUUCGUGUAGAUCUUUGUGCAUUCAUGCGCAAUACACGACGAAACCUUUUGGCGGAACUAGCAUAUAAAAUACUGGGUUUUGAGAAAUGGAGCAAUAUAAAUCACACGUGCCCCUAUGAACAUGAUUUGCUGGUGAAUAAAUAUCCGUUUGAUGGAAAGAGGAUGGGCAGAUUCGUACCACUACAAGAAGGGCGCUACAGCUUGGUCGGCAAAUGGUUCUUCUAUGAUAUUUUGCGAAUUAUAUUAACAGUUCAUUUUCAGGUGUACGAAAAGUAAAUAAUUGUAAAAACUAGUUCACCAAUAAUUUUCUUGUAAGCCUCUUUCUUUUGAUGGCGAAAUUAUAAUGAUUUGAUAGUAUGC
This is a messenger RNA of Rhagoletis pomonella (apple maggot), 579 nucleotides long. RefSeq lists its product as uncharacterized. The record is from RefSeq and is a predicted model, not a curated record. Lineage: Eukaryota; Metazoa; Arthropoda; Insecta; Diptera; Tephritidae. The transcript has 3 exons. The coding region runs from base 25 to 495 and encodes 156 amino acids.